CAAGCGUGGAUCCUGAUUGAGAAGUGUCAUCCAGAUACUAUCAUGGCUGGUGGUGGAGGUGAGUGAUGUGACCACAGGAAGAAGGCUACGCUUGGGGUGCUGAGCUGAUAAGGCCCCCAGCGAUGUGCGUGCAGCUGCAGCAGGGCUGUGAGCGCUGCACGCUCGUCCAGUCAACACCCAUGCUCUGAUGUUCAGCUACACAGCCACUCGUGACUCCGGCAACGCAACGCCGUCCGUCGACGGAAGGCAAAUAUGGUCACUGGGAGCUCUGAUAUUGACACUGACUGGCAAAUAAUAAACACUGUGGAGUUGAAACGUCAUUGUCGCAAGUCGUUGUCGCUUCACGGGUUCGACACGACCUCGGAGCUCCAGAGCCGGAGCCCCACCACCUGGCCAGAUAUCCAAUGGCGCUUUCAGACUCGCUCCUGGAUCCCCUCUGGUCUGUAACGAAAGAUGCCAUUGCCAACACCUUCUGGGAUCAAAGUGGUACACUAAAUCAGCCAAGCCAUCAUGUCAUCGCGGAGACAUAUUGGCAGUUCUAUGUGAAGGAAUGCGAGCGUGCGCUGCACGACGGAGGUCGGCAUGUCCUGGUCCGUACUCAUCAAGACAUCCUCGACAUCGCAAAGCUUGUGCUAGAGCGCAAGAGCCGCGAGGAUAUACGCCAAAGGCUACGUCUGAAGCUCACAAAAAGUCACGACAACGAGGACGAACUUAUAAAUCGCGCGAUCGACCUUGCUGCAACCCUGCUGCUGAUGGUUGACUGCACCAAUGUUGAGUACGGAUUCAAUGGACACCAUCAGCUGGAAUGGGAGGAAGGCUCGCUCAAUGAUUGUGUCCGAUUGUACCUAGAUUCGAAACCGGCCCUAGGUCACGAAGGUGUCAAGUUACCACGAAUCUUCAAUGCAAAGAACCUGGAAUGCAUAGCUGGGAUCGAGGUUCUGCCCACCUCGAACUUACUCGAUCAUCUUCGACUGACAGAUGACGAUACAAAACUGCAUGUCUUUCAUCAUAUGUCAUAUCUCAAAAGACAGACAAAGAGCGCUAUCCUACCUGAAGCGCUCCUAGAAGAGACGCAACGUACGCUUUCUCUUCUCUUUCCACAGUCUGACCCGACUGUACGUAGAUGGUGUCGUAAAGCACUCCUGAGGCCUUCGUUCGACUCCCAGUUAAUAUCUUGCGGUGCCCUGAAGACCGACGAUCGCCAAAUUGAGAAGUUUGCGUACUGGCAUGACCGCUUAGUUGUGCUCAAGCAACUAUUUGACGAGGCGACCCCUCAAACUCUGUCUCAGUGGUGGCACGAUCGACGGAAUGGAGUGCAAUGGUACACGUUCUGGGUAGCCAUACUAAUCUUGGCGCUCACGAUAUUCUUUGGUUUCAUUCAGAGCGUCGAAGGAGCGUUGCAGGUAUGGGCUUCGUUUAAGGGCGAGGAGUAAGUACGUUCUCAUGUGAACCCGCCAGUCGCCAGAGCUCGAACGGCAAAUCCCUCGUCAUAUACGCCACACCAGAAAUUCUGAUCCGCGGAGAGCAUCGGUGGUCUUGUUUAGGUUUAGCACAACAGAGACACGAAUGCACGUUCAUGUCGAAGAGCACGUAAUCAUACCCCCACAUGUCGAAGCC
Molecule: messenger RNA, 1617 nt
Organism: Didymella exigua CBS 183.55
Lineage: Eukaryota; Fungi; Ascomycota; Dothideomycetes; Pleosporales; Didymellaceae
Exons: 2
Coding region: 405-1433 (342 amino acids)
Source: RefSeq, a predicted model, not a curated record